Molecule: messenger RNA, 807 nt
Organism: Chaetomium globosum CBS 148.51
Lineage: Eukaryota; Fungi; Ascomycota; Sordariomycetes; Sordariales; Chaetomiaceae
Exons: 2
Coding region: 1-807 (268 amino acids)
Biological process (GO): protein transport to vacuole involved in ubiquitin-dependent protein catabolic process via the multivesicular body sorting pathway
Cellular component (GO): ESCRT II complex
Source: RefSeq, a predicted model, not a curated record
AUGUCCCGCAAAGGCGUCGGCCUCGCCGCCUUCGACCGCUCGCGCCUGACCUCGGCGCAGUACGCGAGCCACGGCUCGACGCUGCGCUCGACCAACGCCCAGGCGCUCGAGACCCAGCUGGCCGUCUUCCGCUCGCUGCUGCAGCAGUUUGCCCAGACCCACGCCAAGGACAUACGCUCCAACCCGACCUUCCGCGCCCAGUUCGCCCGCAUGUGCGCCGCCAUCGGCGUCGAUCCGCUCGCGAGUAGCAGUGGUGGUGGUAGUGGUGGGCAGUCUGGGGGUGGUGGUGGGGGGGUUGGGUCAAUCUGGGCGCAGUUGUUGGGUCGGUCGGUCAAUGAUUUUUAUUUUGAGUUGGCGGUGCGCGUGGUGGAGGUGUGUGGUGAGACGAGGGGGGAGAAUGGCGGGUUGAUUGAGCUGAGGAAGGUGCGCGAGCGCAUUAUGACGAGUCGUAUGGAGGGAGCGUCGGAGAUCACGGAAGACGAUAUCCUCCGCGCCGUGGGCACGCUCAAGCCGCUGGGGUCGGCCUAUUCCAUCAUCAAAGUCGGCAGCAAGCCGUACAUUCGAUCCGUUCCCAAGGAGCUCAACACAGACCAGAGCGCCGUGCUCGAGGCUGCCCAGGUACUAGGUUAUGUCAGCGUGUCGAUGCUGAUGGCCAACUUGAAAUGGAUGCAGGCGCGAGCGCAGACGGCACUGGAAGACCUGAUGGCCGAAGGCAUGCUUUGGGUGGACAAGCAGAGCGAGGAAUGGGAGUACUGGAGUCCUGGGUUUAUGCUCGAGACCCAGGAUGUUCUAGAGGAAACAGGAUGA